AUGAAUCCGGAUAUGGACAAGAUUCUCCUGUUUGGAGACUCAAUUACGCAGUACUCAAGCGACCAGGAUCUCACCUUUGCACUCGCCCCGGCCCUUCAACAUCUGUACCAGCGCAAAAUGGACAUUCUCGUCAGAGGAUACUCGGGCUACAACACGGACCAGGCGGUCCAGUUUUUCCACCACAUUUUGGAGCAUGAAAAGGGAAUCAAGCUGGUGGUGAUUUUCUUCGGGUCCAACGACAGCGCCACCAACGAACAACAUGUUCCUCUCGACCGAUACAAGGCCAAUCUGGAGAAGCUGGCUCAGCAGGCGGUGGACCGCGGUAUCAAGGUGAUCCUCACGGGUCCCGCGCCCCACGACGAACUGGCUCGAAGAGAAAUGUUCAAGGACGAGCCGGGCGUGAACCCGCGGUCGUCACAGCUGCAAAAGAGGUACUCCGAAGCCGCCUGUGAGGUGGCUCUCAAGAUGGGUCUUCCUAGCACUAAUCUGUGGCACGCUUUUGCUACCGACGCUGGAUGGGAGCCCGGAAUGCCGUUUCCCAGCACCGUUGAAGGGGAGGGUAACGAGCACGAAACCUCAGUGACCAAGUAUCUCAAGGACGGCCUGCAUUUUGCCGGACCUGGAUACAAGGUGUGGUACGAUGAGUUGGUCAAGGUGAUUGGGGAGCGGUACCCGGGGCUGAGCGCGGAGAAUCUACCCAUGGUGAUGCCUUUGUGGAGGGAGUUUUACGGCACUAGUUGA
Molecule: messenger RNA, 741 nt
Organism: Yarrowia lipolytica CLIB122
Lineage: Eukaryota; Fungi; Ascomycota; Dipodascomycetes; Dipodascales
Source: RefSeq, a predicted model, not a curated record